AUGCUCUGCACCGCAGUGGUGAUGGUGGGAGCCUGGCGCUGACGACGGCCUGGGAGCCUGGCGCUGACGACGGCCGUGGUGGCUCACGCCUAUUACCUGAAGCACCAGUUCUACCCCACGGUGGUUUACCUCACCAAAUCCAGCCCCAGCAUGGCCGUUCUCUACAUCCAGGCCUUUGUGUUGGUUUUCCUCCUGGGGAAGUUCAUGGGCAAAGUGUUCUUUGGGCAGCUGCGGGCAGCGGAGAUGGAGCACCUCCUGGAGCGCUCGUGGUACGCGGUGACCGAGACCUGCUUGGCCUUCACUGUCUUCAGGGAUGACUUCAGCCCUCGCUUCGUCGCCCUCUUCACCCUCCUCCUCUUCCUCAAGUGCUUCCAUUGGUUGGCUGAAGACCGAGUGGACUUUAUGGAAAGGAGCCCAAACAUCUCCUGGCUCUUCCACUUCCGCAUUGUCUCCUUGAUGUUCCUGCUGGGAAUCCUGGACUUCCUCUUUGUCAGCCACGCCUACCACAGCAUCCUCACACGAGGAGCUUCGGUCCAGCUCGUCUUUGGCUUCGAGUACGCCAUCCUCAUGACCAUGGUGCUCACCAUCUUCAUCAAGUACGUGCUGCACUCCAUCGACCUGCAGAACGAGAACCCCUGGGACAGCAAAGCCGUCUACAUGCUCUACACGGAGCUCUUCACCGGCUUCAUCAAAGUCCUGCUCUACAUGGCCUUCAUGACCAUCAUGAUCAAAGUCCACACGUUCCCACUCUUCGCUAUCCGCCCCAUGUACCUGGCCAUGAGGCAGUUCAAGAAGGCGGUGACGGACGCCAUCAUGUCCCGCCGGGCCAUCCGCAACAUGAACACGCUGUAUCCCGAUGCCACCCCGGAGGAGCUGCAGGCCAUGGACAACGUCUGCAUCAUCUGCCGCGAGGAGAUGGUGACGGGCGCCAAGCGCCUGCCCUGCAACCACAUCUUCCACACCAGCUGCCUGCGGUCGUGGUUCCAGCGCCAGCAGACGUGUCCAACGUGCCGCAUGGAUGUGCUCCGCGCAUCCCUCCCGGCACAGCCGCCUCCGGAAGCACCGGAACAGCCCCCCCCACCCCCUCAGACCCCCCAGAUUCCUCAGCCCCCCAACUUUCCCCAAGGAAUCCUGCCCCCAUUCCCACCGGGAAUGUUUCCCUUCUGGCCCCCCGUUGCUCCCUUCCCACCAGUUCCUGGGGUUCAACCACCCAACGGUGCCGAAAACGCCGCAUCGGGCUCUGGUGCUGCCACGGCCGCCCGUCCCGCUGACACCGGCACUGCCACAUCAGAACCCACAGCACCGGGACCGGGUCUUCCCUUGCCACCACCAUGGAUGGGAAUGCCAUGGCCACCCCUCUUUGGAUUCUCCUCACCCCUUUCCCACCGCAGGCUUCCCACGAUGCCGGUGCCACCGCCUGGCUUUGCCGGCCUCACCGAGGAGGAGCUUCGGGCCAUGGAAGGCCACGACCGGCAGCACCUGGAGGCACGGCUGCAGUGCCUGCAGAACAUCCACACACUGCUGGAUGCGGCCAUGGUGCAGAUCAACCAAUACCUCACAGUCCUGGCCACCAUCGGGUCGCCCCGGCCUGCUCCUCAGCCCCUCCGGCGCUGGGGAGGCGCCCGCCCCGAUCCGUACGGAUACCGGCACCGAUCCCGGCGUGCCAGCAGGCGCCGAGGGCUUCACCGCGCCGGCGGAGGAGGAGGAGGACGAGGAGGAGGAGGAAGGUGAAGGCUCAUCCUCAAUGGAGGAACCGGACACGGCGGAGCUGCGCCGGCGCCGGCUACAGAAACUGGCGGCGCCCUCCCAUUGACACCGCCGGCAUUCCCGGCGUUCCCAGCUCCUCACGUGCUGGGAGAACCGCUCUGGUUUAGCCGCUUUCCAUCCCUUUUUCCACCCAAAUCCGUGUCCGGAAACAAAACCAAACCCUGGCUGCACCCAGAAACCAAACCUGGCUCCUUCCACCGUGGCAAAGAGCCGCUUUCCAGGCCCGUUUUUCCCUGGUUUUCCCUGGUUUUCCCCUGAUUUCUCUACCUCUCCAACACGGCGGAUCCGGUGCGUGCUGCAGCACCAGCAUUGCCUGUUCUGGUGGCACCGCUCCGCCUGGCACUAAGGCCAAGGGGAGGUUGAACCGCGGUGACUGUGGCCAAUGCCGCUCAAACAGGAUCCAAAUCCCCCAUUUUUACCUCACCCCCCCCCUUUUGGAGACUCAAUAAACCCCCCCCUCCCCCAGCGCUGGGCCACGGCCAAACUGGUUUAUACUGGUUCCUCUCUGCCCCCUGGCGCCAAGAAACGGGGGGGUUUGGGUGAUUUGGGGUCUCUUUUGGCACCUUCCACCUCAGUUGGUGGCCACCCCUUCACCCACCGUGACUUCAGUGCCUCUUGGAACCCAAAAGGGCUUGGGAGGAGCCCAAAUAUCUCAGGGAACAAUGGAAUUUCUCGGCAUCCAGAGCUUUUUGGGGUGGAAAGGGCCAGAUCCACACUGGAGCCAGCGCUGGCUGGGUUUGGCCUUGGAUUUGAGGUGGGAAUAGCUCUUUUUGGAUUUUCUUCUGCUUUUCCUUCACUUUUGGGCUCUCGUCGCCCCAGAUGGGAGCGCGUCCACGCGGAAUCCCAUGGGAACGCGGCGGUGCCGCUGCCAGAGCUUCCCUUUUCCUCCUUUUUCCUUCAUCUUUAUGCGUUUUGAGCCAAAAUCUUGAAGUUUUGUGGCCGGUUCUGGUUGAUGGGGAGUAGUUUUGAGUGGAUUCCUCAUGUUUUCCUUCGUUUUGGGGUGGCAACCACAUGGAGGGGAGGGAACAAAGGCAUUCGAGUGACUGGACUGGGGGUGUUAGACCCCCAAACCUUGUUUUCUUUGACCCCCAAACUGUUUUCUUUGACCCAAACCUGGGUUUUUUCACCCCGAACCAUUUCCUGGUCCCUUUUGGUGGCGUCAGCAUCGGGGACUUAUUUAAUUUGUAAAUAAUGUAUAAAUUUUUAAUAGCUGGAUUGUAAAUAACGGCAGAAUAAAGGUUGCAGGAAA
Molecule: messenger RNA, 3016 nt
Organism: Pezoporus flaviventris
Lineage: Eukaryota; Metazoa; Chordata; Aves; Psittaciformes; Psittacidae
Gene: SYVN1
Product: synoviolin 1
Cellular component (GO): cytoplasm
Source: RefSeq, a predicted model, not a curated record